Histoplasma mississippiense is the source of this 399-nucleotide messenger RNA. RefSeq lists its product with no specific name. The record is from RefSeq and is a predicted model, not a curated record. The coding region runs from base 1 to 399 and encodes 132 amino acids. Lineage: Eukaryota; Fungi; Ascomycota; Eurotiomycetes; Onygenales; Ajellomycetaceae. The transcript has 3 exons.
AUGCCUGCUUCCCAUGCGGCUGAGGGUAGCGAGUUCUGCAACAGCGAGUCGGACUACGCCGAUGAUAUGUUCUCAGACGACAGCGACGGCAAUACCGACGUGACCGAGGAGACUCACAGUGAGGAUAGCGACGACAGCGACGACAGCGAUGGGGAGAGCUCAGAAGAUGACAAGCUUCCUCCCGAACAUUAUGAGGCCGAGGAGACUGCUCUUGAUGUCAAACGCCUCCGGCAACGUCGCUUGAAAGCAACAGUUGAUAACAUGGAUAGAGUCCGAGACCACUGGCACCAAUACUGCGAGUACAUGAGGAGGGAUGUGCUCGACGCCUACCGGACACUGUCCAUCCGAUCCAUUAAGGGUUCCUCAGCUGGGCUUGCGACCAGCGUCCAGACACGGUGA